Messenger RNA from Magnolia sinica, 1297 nucleotides. RefSeq lists its product as uncharacterized. Bases 169 to 1065 code for a protein of 298 amino acids. The transcript has 3 exons. Gene Ontology annotation, molecular function: polysaccharide binding. Lineage: Eukaryota; Viridiplantae; Streptophyta; Magnoliopsida; Magnoliales; Magnoliaceae. The record is from RefSeq and is a predicted model, not a curated record.
GAAAGUGGACCCUAGUAGUGGCGAUGCACAGAUAAACUUUACAUCCCGAUAGACGGAAAACGAACUCAUUCCACACAGCUCUCUCUCUUUUCUCAUCCAAUUCAAGCUCCCUUCAACAUCUCACACUAACCAUUCCAAGCUGGUGUGAAUUGAUUUUCCUCACAACCAAUGGCCCAGAUCACGUGGUCAGCCCUCGCCAUUGCAUGUGCGGCCAUGAUCGCAUCGAUCUCCGCCGAAAAGCCCACGUGCCGAUCAUACUGCGGAAAUCUCACCGUCGACUACCCGUUCGGCAUCCGAUCGGGCUGUGGCCAUUCGGGUUUCCGCGACCUGCUCUUCUGCGUCAACGACGUGCUCAUGUUCCACAUCAGGUCGGGCUCGUAUCGGGUCCUGGACAUCGACUACGGGUAUCGGGCACUGACGCUCCACGACCGUGGCAUGUCCACGUGCGACUCGCUCGAGCGAGGCAAGGGCAACGGCUUCGUACUCGAGCCAUGGCGCGCCCCGUACCUCGAGCCGGCUCCCGACAAUGUGUUCAUGCUCAUCGGCUGCCGCGGCGAGUCGCCGCUCUUCCAAGGCUUCCCUGGCAAGCACUUGCCGUGUCGUAACGUUUCGGGCAUGGGCUGCGACGAGUACUACGGCUGCACGGCUUGGGACACGUGGCCAAAGCGCGACGCGGUGUACGGAACCGGUCCGCCCGAGUGUUGCUCGGUGCCGUUCGGGGCCAUACGUGCCAUCAACCUCACACGGCUCGAGUGUGAGGGGUAUAGCAGCGCGUAUAGCCUCGCGCCGUUGCAGGUGGUGGGGCCCAGUGAGUGGAUGUAUGGGAUACGUGUGAACUACAAUGUGCCUGGGGACUAUACGUUCUGCCGAGCGUGCGAGGCGACGGGUGGCACGUGCGGGUUCGACGGUGUGGCCUUUGGGGAUCUGUGUCUCUGUGGGGGUUGGAAUUCUACGUCGAAUUGCGAUUCAGAUAGGUCGUUGGCUAGUAGGCCCACUUCAUCAGUGGUGGAAACAUUGCCAGGACUCUUCUUGGCUUGCAUUGUAGCAUGGAUGACCAUGCGUUGAAGUUUUAGUAAGAGCUUGUCAUGUCAGCGAGUAAUUGGGCCCACUGCCAGAUCUUCUAGCGUCAAGUGCCACGUCAGCAAUUCUCUUUCUUCUUGCCGUUGAAACACGGUUGAGAUCUUUUCACAUGAAUUUUCUUGAUAGAGGUUUUGAGAUUGGAUUUGAGGAUACAUCAGUGUAAUGAGUGAGGGAUGAGCGACAGUUUGGUAAUGUAUGAAAAAUCUCUGUUACGUGU